This is a messenger RNA of Pelobates cultripes (western spadefoot toad), 834 nucleotides long. NCBI's taxonomy places the organism in Eukaryota, Metazoa, Chordata, Amphibia, Anura, Pelobatidae. The record is from the annotation of a GenBank genome assembly.
AUGGUUAACACGGUCAUCACACCAACGGGGAUAGCUCCGCUAUCUAUCUUAACAUCCACAGACCACCCAACUUCCCAGCAAUAUUUCCAAUAUGCCCAGCUGUCACACUUCUUGAAGGGGGAACCACACCUUCUUCGAGGAACAAGAGCACACACCAAAUAUGAAACUUACUGUACUACCCACAGCCUACAAAUCAAGCACCUAUCUAUAUUUUACAGACUCCUUAACACCAUCAAUCUCACCCCUCCUCCACCAUUCACAGCGGCAUGGGAGACUGAACUGGGGAUCACCAUUCCAGUGGGAACAUGGCACAAAAUAUUCAUAUACGCCCAUACCACGUCCAUUAGCACCGCAGUGAGGGAAAGCACAUACAAAAGAAUCUCCAGAUGGCACUACUCACCCGCUAAGGUACAUGCUAUCUUUCCAACAGCGCCAGAUACAUGUUGGAGGUGCGGGCAACCCAAAGGAACUACAGCUCAUAUUUGGUGGCUAUGUCCGGCCAUCCAAACUUAUUGGCGGGGGUUGGGAGGGCUAAUCAAAGCUAUCACAGGCCAUCAACUGCCACAAUCACCUGAAACUUUCCUCUUCCUCGUACACACUACGCACAUACCGAACCUCCAACGCAAACUAGUCAACCAUUUGCUGACAGCAGCAAAUAUGUUGAUUCCGUUGAAAUGGAAGAGCACCAGGGCCCCGUCAGUACGGGAGUGGAUACAAAAGGUUGAAUUCAUAAGGACCAUGGAAGAACUAGACGCAUCAUACUCGAACAAAUACACCACCUACACCUUAACAUGGCAACCUUGGUUGACUUAUCUAGGCAAUAGAGCCACCUAA